AUGGUGCCAGCAAAAGAUUAUGUCUGCUGCCUGUGGACCAGAGAGCAAUGGCAGAAGCUUGGCCAUAAGUGGGCCAGUGGGCUCUUGGAGGAGGGAGUUGAGCCAACAACCCCUAGCAGUGCUGGUGGUCCCCAGGGACGGGCCAUGAGGCUGGUCUUGGACCUCUGGUCCUUGGUGCUGGGUCUGCUCACACUUGUGGCAGGUUUGGAUCCUACAAGACCUCCAGAAGAGAAUGCUACCAGUUUCAUGGAGCAUGUCACCCCUGAAGGGACCCAGUCCACGUGGGAUGGGGAUAUCCCUGCUAUUAACCAAGGUCUCAUUCCUGAAGAAUCCCCAGAGAGCAGCUUCCUAGUCGAAGGUGACAUCAUCAAGGCAAGACCCUUCCAGCUGUUUUCUGCUGCCAAUUUCAAAUGGCCCAAGAAGAAUGGAAUUGUAGAGAUCCCAUAUAUUUUCUCCAGCAAAUAUGAUCAGCCCAGCCAGGAAGUCAUUCUGAAGGCUUUUGCUGACUUUGAGCACCUCACUUGUAUUAGGUUUGUUCCUCGGACAAAGCAGAAGGACUUUGUUUCCAUCAUUCCUAUGUCUGGGUGCUUCUCCAGUGUGGGACACAGUGGCGGGAUGCAAGUGACCUCUCUGGCCCCCUUCUGCCUCCAGAAAGGCAAAGGCAUUGUGCUCCACGAGCUCAUGCAUGUGCUGGGAUUCUGGCAUGAGCACUCCCGGGCUGAUCGAGACCGCUAUAUUCACGUGUCCUGGAAAGAGAUCCGGCCAGGCUUUGAAAUCAACUUCAUCAAAUCUCAGAACACCAACAUGCUGGUGCCUUAUGACUACACGUCAGUGAUGCACUAUGGGAGAUAUGCUUUUAGCAAGAACGGUAACACCACCAUUGUGCCACUGGCUGGACCGGACAUCCCCAUUGGUCAGCGAUGGAACCUAAGCACUUCAGACAUCAUUCGGGUCAAUAGACUUUAUGAAUGCAGCCAGACCAUGAAAGAUCCAGGGUUCCACAGUGAGAAUAAUUGGAGUCACCAAAACAUGGGGGUUAUGGACUUCAUUGUCCCAGAUGAAAUGAAGCUAUCUCCUACUGAAUCCUCUUUGGAGACAGACUCAUCCCUGAAAGCGGUGAGCCACCCAGAGGCAGGAAAUAGGGUGUCUCCUGGUGGUUCUGACUCUGCCUACAGUGGCUUUCCUGGGGCGAAAAAGGUGGUAAAAAAUAUUUGGCCCACUUGGAUUACCUCAGAAUCUUCUCCUGAAGCUGCCCCGCUGCCAGAUUUAGUCUCCCCCUCUAAAGAAGUCCCUCAGGAGUCCAUGAAGAAUAUAUCUAUUAGCUUAAAUAACACAGAAACAACUCAGCUUCUGAAUGAACCAGUAUCAGGCACUUCUGUCCAUCUCCUCAAAAUUCUUCCCAGAGGGACAAUGGCCAGUUUUCCAGAAUCCAAGCAUCUGCCUGAGAUACAUAACAGUAUCCUAGAGGAAAUGGGAGAGGCUGGUGGGCUGUCAAGCACCCCGGUACCUGGCAGGGGGGCCUGGCCUGAAGGCACAGUUCUCUUGCCUUCUGGGAAUGCCUCCUUCUCCCUGGAAUUCCAGAGCCCCAGCCCAGAUUGGAAAGCUAGACUCAGGAACAUUGUAGCAGACAUUCACGCCUCUCACCCCAGGUUUGGCAGCAUCCCGGGGCAACCUCAUGGAUGCCAACUGUGUGGCCAGAAGGAAAUAGACUGGGCUUCUACUGCUGUAGAUGUAGCCCUGCCAAGUGGAGAGGAAGGGUUGCUUUGGCGCCUGCUGAAGGCCUUAACCAUGGUAUCAGCCUCUAGGAAUUUGCCAACCAUCAGAGCACGGGGUCCAGGGACUAGGAAUCAAGUCUUUGCUGCAGAACUGAAUGGAAAUAAUGCUCCAUCUAAGACUAUGGGCACGGUAUUCCCUGCCCAUGGGACACACAACCAAGAGGCCCCUGAAGAGCUAGCCCAGACCCUGGGAGGAAGGAAGGAGGAAGGAAGAACAGAAGCAGAUUCCAAAAAGAGAGAAAAACUUCUAAAACUGUUAGCCUUUGGAGAUGCAACCAGUGUUCCAUAUGUACCGGCCAGGCAUAAGCCCUCCCCAAGCAUUGGCCAGAGUAGUACCUGGCCCAGAUGGAGAUCUAGACCUAGAAACCAGCUGAGCCAAGAGAAAGCUAUUCUACAACAGCCCAGGAGGGACAACUCCUCCGGGGGUCAUGUGGCAACAGAUCUCUCUGGGGUGUUCUCUCCAUUCAACAGGUCCAACCUAGGUUGGGCAUUAAGCAGGUCUCUGUCUCCAAGAGGAGGAAUUCCUGCUCUGAGGAGGGUCCCUUGGGCAGGAUCAGGAAACCCAGUAACUGGAAACUUGGGAGUAGCCGGUAACUUUAGAGAGGAAUUUGGAAGUGCCCCUUACGCUCUCCCAGUGGAAAAGGCUCCAUUUAUUUCUCCAGAAAAGAAGCUUCCUUCUCUAGAGAAUCAGGCCACCGAAGGUGAAUGGGGGCUUCUAUUCGCCCCGCCAAGGACCAUCAGUCAGACUCCUAGCCCCAUGGCUCCUUCCCUGUUAUUAAAGCCUCAGACUAAUAAGAUUCUAGCUCAGAUAAAGUCAUCUCUGCUGGCUGCCAGCACCCAGACCUCUUACCUGACCCAUCCGAUGGAAGAUAUGACAAGUAACCAUUUUAUUUUUCCUGUUUCUUCAAGAAAAAAACAAUACCUGGGAACAGAGACUCCAGAUGAGACUUUUCAGAGGUCUGUAGGAGCUCACUCUGAGGUCAAGACCACCACAGUGGAUGGAAAGGAAGUGAGACAAGCUGCUUCUCCUUCCACUGUGGGGUCAGCAUUUCCUGAAAGGGAAGUGGCCAGCCCUGCUGUCUCUAUAAAUUCAAUCUGGUCCCUGGAGGAUUCUGGGAACCAAAAGCCACAUCCUCCUGGAAGAAUCAAACAGGGGGGCCUGAGAGUAGCUGGAAAGAAAUGGAUUUCUUCCUUUGCCCCUCUCAGGAGAUGUCCCUCUGGAGGGAUCCAGCUUUUCCUAGGGGGAUUGAUGAUUCCCCUGCUUCCUGUGGAACCUGAGAGAAUCCCAAGGGAAUAUAAAUCCAAGGGAACUUUGACUCUCCUGGCUCUAGGGGUGGAGAGAAAGGUACCAUCCUUUCUUUCCUGGAUCUCCAACUCCAGCAAUGUCACACUGGGGCAUCUCAUGUCUCCUCCCCAAUUUCUAGAGGAUCCUCAGAGCCAAACUUUUUUCCUUGCUGAGGCCAAAUCAGAAAUCCCCAGGCACCAGAGGGUUCUUGAUCCCAAGUUUGCUGAGGCAGGAAUUGUGCUUUUAAAAAGCCCAUCUGGCCUCUUGAGUCUGGUGCCCCUUUGGGAGUGCUGGAGCCUCAGCAAAGUCAGAGAAUCAGCCUAUUUUCCAGAACCAGAAGCCCUGGAAAGGAAAUAUCGCUCUGCCUUAGUUGAGAAUCCCUCCUCAGCUAUGGAAGCCAUGGACCUGCCCUCACAGGCCCUUAAGACUCAAACCCCUUUCCUGGACCUAUUACAUGAAGACAAAGGGAAGGGCCAAUUUGGAAUUAGGUCUGUUCCUUUGAUUCAGACAAAGGCAGGAAUGGCCCAUUCAGUGAAGGAUGAAGUAACACAGAUCCUGGAGGAGGAAAAUAGAACCUCAAAGGGCCUGGGAGGCAGAGACCCUAAACUCUCUCCCUUGAGGCUGGGCUUUCAUGGUGAUAUUCUGCCCUCGAGUAAGCCUUCCUGGAGGCCUAAUACCUUCCAGGGGAUAUCUGAUGUCAAGAGUCUGCUAGGUCUGGAGACUCAAACCAGUAAAUGGGCCAGAGGGACACUUUCUCUCUUGGCUACCUCAAGAAGGGGGACAGAGUCAGUGAGAGGUACUUGGACAACAACCCUCCAUGGUGAGCCCAAGUUGAAUGAAGAGCUCCCACAGGGCAGAUUCAAAAUUCAAGCUGGCCCCAGAUUGCCCUCGCUUUCCCUGCCUGAGCCUGUGAUGGAGCCCCAGGUUACUGACAUCCCUUUUCUGUGGGAACCUCACACCAAGAAGGGCAGAGGAGAGAGAAAGCCACAUUCCCUAAGCCCUUCGAAGGCUGGACAUGGCAACAUGCCUUUGACAGACUACAACUCUGGGGAGCCAUUUAGUGAGAACAUACUCCACCACCAUAUGGCUUGGGUGGGGAGGCAGGGGGUCCAAGGUAGGUCUUCUGCUGCUGAAGAACAUAGCAGCCAGUUCCUCUCACAUGGAAGUCUCCCAACUGUAGGGAGGGAAGCUGUGUCCAAGUCCCUCACCACUCUUCGAGGGGAGAGAGAGGCUGAGGAAGUCACAAAUAGGGUAGGGAAAAGUAGGAACCUGGCUGUGUCCUCUGCUGUCAAUUCUGAAAAAACCAAGUCUGCCUUAAGCUGGUUUCAUUUUGUCAACCUAUCCUUUCCUCUGGAAAGGCUGGAUCAGAGUCUAACGUCUAGAAAGACUUGGUCAAGAGUCCCUGGUUCCCAAGGAGAGAAAGGGGAACUGGCUUCUUUUCCCUCAGUGGGUAUCACUUCAUCUUUAGGCAUAACUUCCAAAUUUAACACAAAGUCUUUUCCCCCUUCUUCUCCCCCUUUCUUCUCCUUUCUCCCUCUUUCCCAGCACCUGGCCUUCACUAAGAUUGCUAAAUUGUCCACAGCUGCUUCAGUAGGAAGACAAGCAACCACCCAAGGGAGCAAACAGGACUUUCCCUUCCAGAAAAGUGACUUGGUUCAGGGUCUAGGAAAAGCUAACAUUGAUAAACCUCAGACCCCUCAGCAGCUCUGGUCCUGUGACCAGGCAGAGCAGGGAAGGGGCUGUGCCCAGAAACAAGGAGGCCCUGAUUCUGGGGAGCCAUCGGGGAACUUCAGCCCUCAGGGUCCAGUACUGGGCUCCUUACCCCUUGCAGGCUGGUCAGAGCCUGGUUCUUUGGUGAAACUUAGAGCCCAAAGGCAAAACUAUGAGCUGCAGGUUCCAGCUGGGCAUUCUUGGCUCUGUCUUGAUGGAGACUGCUUGAAGGUCAUUUUGCAAGACUUAGUGUCUUCCCAAGACCUUGGGACCACUAGUGUGGAAAGCCUACUGGCUAGAGUCCUUUCCUUUAGGCUAAAGCCUCUCCAGAUGGGAGUGGCAGGCACUGUCCCCACCAAAGAGGAACAGAUGGGACUUGGGUCUCUGCAGCUGCCACCCCAUGCAGAAUCCUUUCAUCCAGAUGGGUCCACACAGUCCCCAAUCAUGGGGCCUCAUGCUAUGGAUAAACUGUCCUGGACACCCGCCCCUCCCCAGAACAGGAUAGACUCUUGGCUCUCUGACUGGUUCUGUGACUUUGAGACAGACUUGUGUGGGUGGCAGCAGAAUGGGACUGGGGCUGACUGGGUGCUUGCUCAAGACCAGAACAGUUACUCCUGGAGUGGCAGCCUCCCUUUGGACAGUCCUUGUCAUUUUCCUGGAGGAAACCAUCUGUCUCUGCAGAACCAAGCUUCUUCACAAAUAAUCCCCAAAGCGGUUCUGAUUAGCCCAGUGUUGUAUGGAGCCAGAUGGAUUCGGUUUUGGUACAGUCCCCUGCAGCCUGGCAUGGGAACCAUUAGUGUCUAUGUCUACUCUCGGGCUCAAUUUGGGUGGCAUCUACUCUGGUCCAGUGUGGGGCAUAGAAACGCAUCCUGGAGCUGGGUGGAACUGAAGCUUUGGCCAUCACGGAAGAUACAGGUGAUGGUAGAGGGAGUUCAAGGCCCAGAAGAUGGUGCUCAUGUGAGCAUUGAUAACCUUUCUGUCUCUAGCCACCAAUGGCCAAAGGGGGAAACCAAGCUUCUUUGCCAUUCUUUUCAAGAUUCCCUAAAUAAAACUUGAAUUAAUAAAGAAGUUUUGAGC
Messenger RNA from Monodelphis domestica (gray short-tailed opossum), 5847 nucleotides. RefSeq names its product astacin like metalloendopeptidase (gene ASTL). The record is from RefSeq and is a predicted model, not a curated record. Gene Ontology annotation, cellular component: membrane. Gene Ontology annotation, biological process: proteolysis. NCBI's taxonomy places the organism in Eukaryota, Metazoa, Chordata, Mammalia, Didelphimorphia, Didelphidae. Gene Ontology annotation, molecular function: metalloendopeptidase activity; zinc ion binding.